Xenopus tropicalis (tropical clawed frog) is the source of this 1204-nucleotide messenger RNA. It is a transcript of the gene anxa2, whose product is annotated as annexin A2. Lineage: Eukaryota; Metazoa; Chordata; Amphibia; Anura; Pipidae. Gene Ontology annotation, cellular component: basement membrane. Gene Ontology annotation, molecular function: calcium-dependent phospholipid binding; calcium ion binding; cytoskeletal protein binding. The record is from RefSeq and is marked provisional.
CGGACAGUAGCGCCUUGUUCUUCUCCUGCUGCGCAAGUACAGCUGCCGUACCAAUGUCGCUUAUUCACGAGAUCCUGGGCAAGCUGUCCUUGGAAGGAAAUCAAUCAAGCACAAGACAGUCGACAUUAGGUUCAGUCAAAGCAAGCUCAAACUUUGAUGCAGAAAGGGAUGCAGCAGCCAUCGAAACUGCCAUUAAGACUAAAGGUGUGGAUGAGUUGACAAUCAUCAACAUUCUAACAAACCGCAGUAAUGAACAGAGACAAGACAUAGCAUUUGCCUACCACAGGAAAACAAAGAAGGACCUGCCAUCUGCAUUAAAGGGAGCUCUCUCUGGCAAUCUGGAAACUUUUAUGUUGGGGCUAAUUAAGACUCCACCUCAGUAUGAUGCUUCAGAACUGAAGGCUUCAAUGAAGGGGCUGGGCACCGAUGAAGAUAGCUUAAUUGAGAUCAUCUGCUCCCGGACCAAUAAAGAGUUGCUGAAUAUUCAGAAUGCAUACAGAGAAUUAUUCAAGACAGAACUGGAAAAAGACAUUGUGUCCGACACCUCUGGUGAUUUCCGCAAAUUAAUGGUGGCUCUUGCUAAGGGAAAACGCCAGGAAGAAUGUAAUGUGGUAGAUUAUGAGAAGAUUGACCAAGAUGCCAGGGAGCUGUAUGAAGCUGGAGUGAAGAGGAAAGGAACAGAUGUGAACAAAUGGAUCUCAAUAAUGACAGAAAGAAGCAUCCCCCACCUUCAGAAAGUAUUUGAAAGAUACAAGAGCUACAGCCCAUACGACAUGGAAGAGAGCAUUAAGAAAGAAGUGAAAGGAGAUCUGGAGAAUGCCUUUUUGAAUCUAGUUCAGUGCAUCCAGAACAAACCCCUGUAUUUUGCAGACAGAUUGUAUGAUUCAAUGAAGGGCAGAGGCACCAAAGACAAAAUCUUGAUCCGAAUUAUGAUUUCACGAAGUGAAUCGGACAUGCUGAAAAUCAGAUCAGAGUUUAAGAAGAAAUAUGGCAAAUCGUUACAUUACUUCAUUGGGCAAGACACAAAAGGUGAUUACCAGCGUGCCCUCCUUAACCUCUGUGGAGGAGAUGACUAAAUUUCCAACAAAACUGGAUCUGUUCUCCCCUUCACUGCUUGCCUGUGGUCUGCAAAGUGAUCCAGCCAAUUGUACGUCUGUACUGCUACAUUCCCGUUUCCUUGCCAAUAAAACUACUCCAUAUUUUA